This is a messenger RNA of Sphenostylis stenocarpa, 1515 nucleotides long. The record is from the annotation of a GenBank genome assembly. NCBI's taxonomy places the organism in Eukaryota, Viridiplantae, Streptophyta, Magnoliopsida, Fabales, Fabaceae.
AUGGAACACCACACCUUGUUUCAAUGCCUUCUUUUCAUCUCUCUCAUGUACUACUCAACCCAUUUCACCACAACACAUUCAGUGAAAAUUCCAAGGUUGAGUCCCAUUCCUCAAUGGGACACAAGCUUACACCACCCUGCAAACUUGGAUGCAGAAACUGAUACAGAAAACAUCAAAACAUUUUACUACAAACAGGUUCUUGAUCACUUCAACUAUAGGCCCGAAAGUUACAAAACGUUUCAACAAAGAUAUCUGAUCAAUUUCAAGUACUGGGGUGGUGCCAAUUCUAGUGCCCCAAUAUUUGCCUACUUGGGUGCUGAAGCACCAAUAGAUUCUUCCCCUAUUGGCAUAGCAUUUCUCACUGAUAACGCUGCUUCCUUUAAUGCUCUCUUAGUAUACAUAGAGCACCGUUACUAUGGGGAAUCAGUGCCAUUUGGAUCAAGGGAAGAAGCAUUGAAGAAUGCAAGCACUAUUGGGUAUUUCAACUCAGCUCAGGCAAUAGCAGAUUAUGCAUCAGUCCUCAUACACAUUAAGAAGACAUUACAUGCACCAAAUUCCCCAGUGAUUGUGAUCGGAGGAUCAUACGGUGGAAUGCUUGCUUCAUGGUUUAGGCUCAAAUAUCCUCACAUGGCCAUUGGAGCUCUAGCCUCAUCAGCUCCAAUCCUCUACUUUGAUAAUAUUACACCACAAGAUGGUUACUACUCAGUUGUUUCAAGGGAUUUUAGAGAAGCCAGUGAAACAUGUUACCAAACUAUAUUGAAGUCGUGGUCUGAAAUCGACAGAGUAGGUUCUCAGCCAAAGGGUCUUUCCAUUCUUAGCCAGAGAUUCAACACUUGCCGUCCCUUAAACAAAUCUUAUGAGUUGAAGGAGUACCUGGAGACAUUUUAUGCUUCUGCUGCUCAAUACAAUCAUCCACCAAGAUAUCCUGUGACUGUGAUUUGCGGUGGCAUUGAUGGAGGUUCAUUUGGAAGUGAUAUUCUGAGUAAGAUAUAUGCAGGGGUGGUGGCUUUACGGGGAAAAACCACUUGCAAUUUUAAUGCUCUUACCACUCCAUCUGAGACAGCGCUGGGUUGGACAUGGCAGACAUGUAGUGAAAUGGUGAUACCCAUCGGCAUAGGAAACAAUUCAAUGUUCCAACCACAACCUUUUAGCUAUAAGAGCUUUGCCAAGAAAUGCAAGAAACUUUAUGGUGUCUCUCCUCGUCCUCACUGGGUCACCACUUACUAUGGUGGCCAUAAUAUAAAGUUGGUCCUUGAGAAGUUUGGUAGCAACAUCAUUUUCUCUAAUGGACUAAGAGACCCUUAUAGUAUUGGCGGAGUUCUGGAGAACAUAUCAGACAGUCUUGUUGCCAUUCAUGCAGUUAAUGGAUCUCAUUGCUUGGAUAUUCUGGGUGCAAGUGCAACUCAUAAUGACCCAGAAUGGUUGGUUGAACUGUGGAAGAAGGAGAUCAACAUUAUGAAAGGGUGGAUCACCCAGUAUUACGUUGAUCUCCAAGCACUUAAACUAAAAGGGUGA